AUGAGCCAGGAGCUGCGUGCAAUGCGGCGAUUGCAGCAGCAGCUGCAGCUGCGCGGAGUGACGGUGGAUCGCGCGGCUUUACAGAGCGUGGUGGAGUACGUGCUGGAGGCGGGGUGCAGCGAGCAGCAAGCGGUCGACGACCUGCUCCGCGGCAUCACCGCGCUCGAACUGGGCGUGCAGGUGGUGUCGCGCGACGUGGUGCGCCAGGUCCUUCUGCAGCCCCUCCGCGCGCGCUCCCGCGCCCCCCCCCUUGAUGCGGGGGGAACUGCAGGCGGAAGCAGCCGCGGCGAGCGCGCAGGGGGGGGCGCGCGGCCAGAUGCGCUGGGGGGCGUGGGGCGGAACGGGGGAGCGGGGGAGGUGAUGGAGGGGGGGCGGGGGCGGGGGGAGGGUGUGGAGGGGUGGAUGCGCGAGUGGCGCGCGCUGGUGGUGAUCGACGCCUUCACCAUGCCUCGUGUGGACUACGACCCCCUCCGCAAACACUUCUCCAGGGCACAGCACAGGCACCGUGGGCCACUGUCACUGGCGGGGGCGCCCAGCAGCAAGGCGGACGUGCUGCGGCGCCGCCUGCACCUGCUGCUGGCGCGCACGGCCCGCCACCGCCGCUUCGCCGUGCCGCUGCUGCCUCUGGGCUCCGCGCAGCAGCAGCAGGAGCAGUACACCGAGGUGCCAUGCCAUGCAGCACGGGCAAGGGGGCAAUGGGGAAGAGGGGCUGGGGCGCUCGGGGCUCUGACGCCAGUGCAGGCGCUGGUGGGUGGCACGGCGGCAUCACAGCAGAGGCGGCAUCACGUGGUGGGCGUGGUGGCACAGCUGGAGGACGGCCGCUUCUUCCUUGAAGACCUCUCCUCCUCGCUGCCCCUCGACCUCUCCCAUGCCAUAUCCGCCCUCCCAUGCCAUAUCCGCCCUCCCUCAGUCGUCAUUGCCUCGGGCCACCUCACUCCCUCCGGCUGCUUCAAUGUGGCAUCGCUGGAGUUCCCCCCGGUGGAGCCACGGGAGGAGGCGCUGUCGCUGGCGGAGGGGCUGGACCUGUUUGGCGCCGGGCCCAUCGACGCCCACCGCUACGUGCGUGCCCCCCUGCCCCCGUCUUCCAUGCUCUUGUCUCGCCGUCACGCUCCCCUCUCCCUCCUGUGUUCAUCGCACCCCCCCCCUCCUUGCCCCCCGGGUCACUCCUCACUCCUCACUCCUCACUCCAUCGUCCUGGCGCACAUCGCCCUGCAUCAUCCUGAGACCCUACCGCGCCUGGCCACGCUGCUGGGGGCGCACGACGCCCUGGACCACCCGCCGCGCCUCUUCACCUCCCUCCCAUUCACCCCGGAUGCCCCCCUCGUUGUCUCCCUGCACCACCUGUGCAUGUGUGCCCGGCAGACCCUGCAGCGCCUGGCCACGGUGCUGGGGGCAUACGACGCCCUGGAUGAGCCACCGCGACUCUUUCUGCUCAUUGGGGACUUCUGCUCCCCGCCCUCCGCCCUCGCUUCCCCGCACCUGCACGCUCACAGGGAGGCCUUUUCACAGCUGGCGAGGGUGAUAGGCGCCCACCGCCGCCUCAAGGACAAGUCGCUCUUCGUCUUUGUCCCCGGCCAGGCCGACCCAGGCCCAUGCGCGGUGCUGCCACGACCCGCUUUGCCGCGCUUCUUCACAGAACCCAUCACUGACGCCCUCCCCUCUGCUGUCUUCUCCUCCAACCCUUCCCGCCAAUUUGAUUUCUUCUGGUGCUUGUCGUUCAAUUCCAUCCUUCCUCCCUUCCCUCCCUCCCUCCCUCCCUCCCUCCCUCCCUCCCUCCCUCCCUCCCUCCCUCCCUCCCUCCCUCCCUCCCUCCCUCCCUCCCUCCCUCCCUCCCUCCCUCCCUCCCUCCCUCCCUCCCUCCCUUACUCCUCCCUCUCUCCCUCCCGCUCCCCCGCCGCCAUCUUGACACCCUCACGGCAGCCUCAAGUUCUAUGCGCAGGAGCUGGUGGUGCUCAGGGCGGACCUGCAGCGCCGCAUGCAGCGCUGCGCCGUGCUGCCGCCACUCAAACACACCGACCCCUUCACCCAUGUCAGUCACACGCGCCCUCUCACGCCCACUCCUCUCGCCAUGGCCUAGCGCUCCUCUCGUUGGAAGCUCACGAGUCUAGGGCAUUCACCCACGCGUAUUGCGCUUCAAGUAGGCGCCCUCCCUCUUAUAUUCGCUCGAGCCAGCCACAGCUGCCCUUCCCUGCCUUCUCCUCUUCCCUGCCCUCGCCCUGUGCACUGCAUGCGCAUCCCUGCCUGUGUGCCGCUGUGCGCCCCGGGCGGCAGGUGGCGACCACGGUGGUGCACCAGGCGCAUCUGAGCCCGCUGCCCCUGGCCGCCCAGCCUGUGUUCUGGGACUAUGACUUCACUCUGCACCUCUUCCCCGCUCCCCACGUGCUGUUUCUGGCAGACUCAUCAGGGCAGAGCAGCGCUGUGGUGAAUGGUGUCACGUGCAUCAACCCCGGCUCCUUCUCCCUCGAUGGCACCUUCACUGCGUACUACCCAGCCUCACGCACAGUGGAGCACUGCAAUGUGUGA
Closterium sp. Naga37s-1 is the source of this 2523-nucleotide messenger RNA. The record is from the annotation of a GenBank genome assembly. Lineage: Eukaryota; Viridiplantae; Streptophyta; Zygnematophyceae; Desmidiales; Closteriaceae.